GUCAAUCAUCGUGUCACCUUCGGCCGGUACGUCAUGGGCAAGAUGGCGGCGACCAUGGGUUGCGCUGGGUGAGCAGGGUGUGGGAGGUCCGCCUGCUGAAUUUCGCCCUCAGGCUUCUUCUGUGGCGCUUUCCUGCGGCUUCACGGCAACCGUUCUGCUCGAUUCCUCAGAUGUUGCCGCUCGGCCGGAGCUGGCACCGCAUUGCGGUGACCCCGAUCCCCACAACCUGGGCCCGCUGUGCGGGAAAUGGCGCCUCCUCGCCGCCUCAUGAUCUCAGUGCUUCGAAGUAUGACGUCAUUGUCAUCGGUGGUGGUCAUGCUGGCACAGAGGCGGCAUCGGCGGCUGCGAGGGUGGGAGCCCAGACACUGCUCAUCACGCACAAGAUAGACACCAUAGGGCAAAUGUCAUGCAACCCUUCCUUUGGUGGUAUUGGGAAAGGACACCUGGUGAGGGAAGUGGAUGCACUGGAUGGGCUCUGUGGUCGAAUCUGCGAUCAGUCUGGGGUGCAUUAUAAAGUGCUAAACAAGCGCAAAGGACCAGCUGUCUGGGGUCUCCGAGCUCAGAUCGACAGAAAGCUCUACAAAGAGAAGAUGCAGAAAGAAAUUCUACAAACACCACUUCUGACAGUUUGUGAGGCAUCUGUGGAAGAUCUUCUGCUGACAAUACCAGAGUCGGAUCAUCCUGGGAAAUGUUGUGUCAAUGGAGUCAUUCUGGACAAUGGAAGGAGAGUGCAUGCUGGAAGUGUCAUUUUGACCACAGGAACAUUUCUGAGGGGGACAGUCCUAAUUGGAUUGGAAAUGCAUCCAGCUGGGCGGAUGGGAGAUCAGCCCUCCAUAGGCCUUGCUCGAACUCUGGAGAAACUUGGAUUUAGCAUAGGAAGGCUCAAGACUGGGACUCCACCCCGACUGCUGAAAGACUCCAUUGACUUCAGCAACCUAGAGAUACAAUUAGCUGACAACCCUCCUGUGCCAUUCAGCUUCCUGAGUGAAAAUGUGUGGAUCAAGCCUGAAGAUCAGUUGUUAUGUUACAAGACUUACACCAACCCCAAAGUGGAUCAGAUCAUCCAUGAGAAUCUUCACCUGAACAACCACGUCCAAGAGACAACAAGAGGACCUCGGUACUGCCCCUCCCUUGAGUCUAAAGUUCUGCGUUUUCCAAAUCGCAUGCAUCAAAUCUGGCUUGAGCCUGAGGGCCUGGAUUCCAAUGUCAUCUACCCUCAGGGAAUGUCACUGACGUUGCCAACUGAGAUCCAGGAGAAGCUCAUCACCCACAUUCAGGGCCUGGAAAAAGCUAAAAUGGUACAGCCAGGCUAUGGAGUUCAGUACGACUUCCUGGACCCACGUCAGCUGACUGCCUCCCUGGAGUCUUGUCUUGUUCAGCGGCUGUUUUUUGCAGGGCAGAUAAAUGGCACAACAGGCUAUGAGGAAGCUGCAGCACAGGGUGUAGUUGCUGGCAUCAAUGCUGCCCUACGGGUCAAAGAUAACCCCCCAUUUGUCAUCAGUCGCACUGAGGGUUACGUUGGUGUUUUGAUUGAUGACCUCACCACUCUGGGCACCAGCGAGCCAUAUCGGAUGUUCACCAGCCGAGUGGAGUUUCGGAUGUCCUUGCGUCCAGAUAACGCUGACAACAGGCUCACUUUUCGAGGCUAUAAUGAAGCUGGUUGUGUGUCACAAAAGCGAUACAAACAAGCAUCUCACAUGAAAGCAAAGUUGGAAGAAGGAAUUGAAGCACUGAAGUCUGUUCAGUUCAGCUGCACAAAAUGGGCCCAGCUCAUUCCAGAGGCAAGAAUAAGUGUUCAGCGUAGCUCACUUUGCAGUGCUCUGGACAUCCUUCAGUACCAAGAAGUCAAUAUGAAUAUUUUGGCAAGAGCUGUCCCAGAGUCCCUGAAAAUGUUUUCUGAAUGGAGACAACUGGCAGAGAGGCUGAAAAUAGAAGCUGUUUAUGGGUGGUAUGUAUCCAGCCAGAAGUUGGAAAUAGAGGAAGUGCGUCGAAAUGAGGCUCUCCAGCUGCCAAAGAAUCUGGAUUAUUUUGCCAUCAGUGUAUCACUAUCACAGGAAGUACGAGAGAAACUGGAUUCACACCGUCCCCAGACAAUUGGUGCUGUCAGCCGCAUCCCUGGAAUUACACCAGCUGCUGUUGUUAACCUGCUGAGAUUUGUAAAAAACAGUCACCAGAGAGUAGAGAAAAUAAAAGGUUCAUCUAGGCAUGCUGGCCCCUUACCAGAUGGAGAUCUGCUGGAGCAGAAGACGUUCCAAGCUGCUGAUAUGAACAAUGCUUUCUGAGCAAAAGCCAGAGAACUAAUUUAUUGGUAAUAAUGACACUGAAUGUUAUAUAUAUGCAUGCCUGAAGCCUGUGGUUUUAAGGUCAUACACAUACUGUGUAUGUAUAUCACUGUCUAAUAAAUCUAUAAACAGAGCACAUUGGUGAUACACAAUGUAGCCACUGUCUCAAGCUAUCUUACAGAUCCAUAAAUCUAUGCAAUCUAAUGAACAGUGAUGGUGGCUGACAAACUGAGCAACAUUAUGAGGCUGUUUUCAUGUGCAGGCAAACCUGGGCUAGGAAAGCAUAGCCCAGUUGUUUUUGGAGUAGGCCAUACUUGGGGUAGAUGGACUAAUAGGCUGACUUGGUAUAAGACAGCUUUGUAUGUUCAAAAGGAUACAGGUAUUCACAGGUUGGCUCUAAAAUCAUAUUGAAAUACAAUUGUUUUCCCCUUGUGGGAAACACCCCCCCCCCCAAAAAAAAACAACUUUGAGUCAAGGUGGGUCUCCAUAGGUAAUAGUUACCCAGAUAGCACUGCUAUACCUGAUUUGGAGCUACAGGCUUGUAGUUUCCAUUUUGCCUUUCUGAACCCACAGGAUAGUGAGAUCAUCAUUUAGUUCACAUGAGCUAACUUACGGAGUAUGUCACUUGGCACGGAGCAUGGGAAAGGUGGCUCUAGGUACAGUGUGACUUGCGACUGCAGGAGGACCAUCCCUCUGCUCACCUCCUGGAUUGCAACUCAGGUUAAGAAGCUGAAGUAGUCACAAGUUAAUUAAGUGCUAUUCUUCUGACUUGCUGGCCAAACGCUCUCCCCCUAUAUUGGCACAUCAGACCAGCACAAGCUUAUCACCCUCACAGGAAGGACUAGAUAAGAGGUAACAGGCUCAUCACAAGUUAUGUGUUUGGGCAUUAGCCACACCAUCUUGCUGUGUCUGGGCUCUUGUUGCCUCCAGAUCAGCCCUGCUUCCAAGCCCAUUUCCUUCCCUAACAAAAGUGUUAAUGGCUGGCUCAAGGUGCAGGAAGCAACCUUGUGAAAACAUUCCUAGCCAUUCCCAAGGUCCUUCCCAACCAUGAGAUAAGCUCUGAUGCACCCAUUUCAUUCCACCCUACAAAGUUUCUUAACCUAUUCACCUCAUUGUGCGAGUAGCAAUGUUUGAACUGAACACAAUGCAUUCCUUUUCUCAUCACCAUUGUCUAGGGAUGUGCACGGAACCGGAUGUGCACGGAACCGGUUAGAGGCCCCUUUAUGGGCCUCCGAACCGGUUCGACGGCGGGGGGUGUCUAGUUUUAAGAGCCGGGAGAGGGUGCAUGCACCCCUCCUGCCACCCCGUUGCCCAGAUAUGACGAAGUCUCUGGUGCAUGUGCACAUGCCCAUGCUGGCACGUGCAGGUGUGUCAGAGACUUCCGGUCAUAUCCAAGCAACGGGAUGGCAGGGAGGUAUGCCGCUGUCCCAAGGGCUUUUUAAAAAAUGGAUGCCAGCACGGGGGAAAGCAGCGGGAGGUGUAAGUGCACCCUCCCCAGCUCUUAAAGCAGCACCCCUGCCACGCUUCUGUGCAUAUCCCUACCAUUGUCACCCUUUCCAACAGAAAGGUGUGGUCAGCAUUCUGCCUCAGGGCAAGAUGCUGCCUAUUUCAGCCCUUGAGACCACCAAACUGUGUGUCUUUUCCUUGUAUUCACCCACUGAGUGUCCGUGCAUUUGGGCAUUAGCCACAUCAUCUUGCUGUGCCUGGACUCUCGUUCCCAUCCUGCUUGUUGCCUCCAAAUCAGCCCUGCUUUGAAGCCCAAUCUGUGCAGCGUGCUUGGCUGCAUCCAGAUACUGGCUUUCCUAAGAUCAGACCCUCUGGAUUUUUCCUGGUUCUUUGAUCCUCAUGUGACACUUGAGUCCCCACUUCUACCUUCCCACCUGUCCCAGAGGAAAGAGGUCCUUCAACACUGGUAGAGCUACAAGGGUCCAUACACCCCACCUGCCAGACUUGGGUAUUACUAAUCUCUGUUCUAAAGCCUCUGGCUCCCCUCCAGCUCUCUUUAAAUCCAAAGCUGUUCCCUUAUACACUUUCUCUGAUCAGCCCUGAGUGGAUUUAAUUCAGGUCUAAAGCCAAAACAUCUCUCCGUGAGCUUCAAUUUAGUACUAUUAAUAUCAGUCUGGUUAGCUCUAAGUUAAUAUUGUGUUGCUUGCUAAUCAAGAUUUCUUCCCUGUACCCUGAAACCCUAAAAUGAACUUGAUUCCCUAUUGUA
This is a messenger RNA of Hemicordylus capensis (graceful crag lizard), 4494 nucleotides long. It is a transcript of the gene MTO1, whose product is annotated as mitochondrial tRNA translation optimization 1. The transcript is spliced from 12 exons. The coding region runs from base 171 to 2282 and encodes 703 amino acids. Gene Ontology annotation, biological process: tRNA wobble uridine modification; tRNA methylation. NCBI's taxonomy places the organism in Eukaryota, Metazoa, Chordata, Lepidosauria, Squamata, Cordylidae. Gene Ontology annotation, cellular component: cytosol. The record is from RefSeq and is a predicted model, not a curated record. Gene Ontology annotation, molecular function: flavin adenine dinucleotide binding.